Drosophila obscura is the source of this 1334-nucleotide messenger RNA. RefSeq lists its product as uncharacterized. The transcript has 4 exons. The coding region runs from base 520 to 1122 and encodes 200 amino acids. The record is from RefSeq and is a predicted model, not a curated record. Lineage: Eukaryota; Metazoa; Arthropoda; Insecta; Diptera; Drosophilidae.
CCGACGGGAAAUUAUUUUUUUAUGUUGGCUAGAGAUGAUGUUUCGCUCGCAGCGCAGACACGACUGAGCACAGCCCACAACAAAUGUUUUAUUUAAAUAAAGCAGCCCAUAGGUUAUAAAAGUUAACCUCACACCACAAAGUGUCCCUGAUGUCUUCCCAUUUUAAUAAAUGAACAUCGCUAUGUUGGCGUUUAAUUUCUGUAAUAUUUUCAACUAAUUCCAUAUCGACAGGAAAAAAGCCAAACGCAUUAGAAAAUCCAGAAUUGUCACUUCCCUCAAUUCACAACUUUUUCCCGCAGUUGGUCUUCAAAAACAGCCAGAUGUUACAGGAAAAAAAGCGGAAUCGGCAGCACUGCAGCAGACGCCUAGCAGGGUGACUUUUUUCUGAAUAAAUUGACGGCGAAAUUGAGUUCAGUUCAAGUUAUAUAUAUACUGUAUAUCGAAAUAUUAAUCAACUUCUAUUAAAUACCAUGUUUAAAGGUUUUUUCUGAGAGUCAGGCGCUAUAAACAUAUAUAAAUAUGUUUUUGAAUGAAAUUGGACAGCCUCAUAUUCUGGAUGCACAGAAAAAAUAUGGACCCUACGAUCAGCACAACGGAGCCCUUCUCAUGACGUCAACUGCAUUCAAAGAUCACCAAGUGUCCCCCACAUGGUGCAAGCGCAUCAUUGGCUCGCUGGAGAAUAUGCGUCGGCUGGAAUCAGUUCCAAAUAAUAUCAAAAACUAUACUUAUCAUGUCAUAAGACCCAACGAACCAACUAAAGUUUUCUACGAUGAAACGAAGCUUACUGUGGAGCUGUUACCAACAGGAAAAAACAAAGACGGGAUAGACAUGAGCAUGUUCUUCAUAGAUAAUGGACAAACCAGAUAUUUAAUUGUGGAUGAAUUGUCUGGCCAUCUGGAUUUUCUGAUCAAAGCCAGUGCCCUCAAGGAAGACAUUGACGUCGUGUACAUUGACGAAUUGCUGCUGGAGGAAGAACAACCCAUCAACGAAGAUCUCUAUGCUUUCGUACAGCUGAUAAGACCAAAGCACGUUUACGGGAUAAGAACCCAAGAACCCUUGCCCAAGUGGCUGCAAGAUUUAUGCGUCAACAAGGAUAUCUACGCGCGCGUACCACCCGUAUAAUUAUAGUUAACCUGUUGGUCACAAACUCCCAAAAAAAAAAACGGAUUAAAAUGCAUUUAAAACGAAUAGCCUGACAAACAGGCACCUCAAAUCUAUAUCUAAACCCCGAAUUACACUAUGAAUAAUGGCAUUAAGUUACAUUUCAUUCCCAGUUACUUUUGUUUAACUCUUAUUUUAUAAACAAUCCAAUAAAAGGGUGCUCUUUAAAUUUA